This is a messenger RNA of Sphaerulina musiva SO2202, 5430 nucleotides long. RefSeq lists its product as uncharacterized. Gene Ontology annotation, molecular function: protein serine/threonine kinase activity; ATP binding. Bases 101 to 5065 code for a protein of 1654 amino acids. Lineage: Eukaryota; Fungi; Ascomycota; Dothideomycetes; Mycosphaerellales; Mycosphaerellaceae. The transcript has 4 exons. Gene Ontology annotation, biological process: peptidyl-threonine phosphorylation; peptidyl-serine phosphorylation. The record is from RefSeq and is a predicted model, not a curated record.
AGCGAAGGCCCUCCUCAGCCCGCGUGAGCCCACAAACGGCCCAAUCGAGACGCACACUGAGACGACCCUUUACGACCGCUGCGCACGUGCCGGGUCCAGCAUGGACAUCGCAACGCGCUUCCAACCCCGGCCGCGAGGCACUUCAUAUCUUGAUCAGCCAGGAGCUGGGCUUUCCGAAGAUACAAGCACCGAGGUUGACCCCCUCGCACGCCGCAACCCGAAGUUUCAAAGGACACCCAGCGGCGACGAUUCCCACAAGGACGCUUCAGCCUUUCGUAAGCCAACCAUCCCGGCAUCUGCUUCCCGACCGCAGACAGAACAGCCAUCAGGCCUGAGCCACCGACGGCGCAGCACGCUGCGCGAGAAUGUGCGAGUGCCCAGUGGUCCGCGAGAGUAUCCUGGGAGCCCGGGCAAGAGGAUCUUCAGUGGGAGCAACGGAAGCGUCACUUCCAUCUCUAACUCUGCCAACAGCUCCCGCACGUACCUGCCGCAAGCAACAUCUGAGCCAUACUUCAGCAAGAACGCCGAUGCGCCUCGCUUCAGCUUCGACAGACCCUCCUCGAACCGUUCAUACGAAUCGACUGCGAUGUCGGAAGCGCGAUCAGGGACCGACUUCAUGCCCACUCUCAACUUUGACGAUGUACAAACCUCUAUUGCUAACUACGAUGGCAACUCGUCGCGCUCUUCGCUCUUGAGCGAUUUUCCAGCUAGCGACUCUGGAAGAACCCUGGUGACAAAAGCUAGUAGCAGCAAUUUGUCGAAGAACACGACGACGUCGGGACCGCAAGGGGGCACAGCUAUAGGCACCAAGAAAAUGCAGGCGCGCGAAGAGCUCGGACUGAGAAGAGAAGGAAGCUUUCGCCGGAGGCUGAGUGCAGUAGUAGGCGGUAAGCCCACAAAGACAACAUCCACGCCGAAGGAACCUGCGGCCGGCACACUACCACCUAGUGAACUCUCGCUGCGAUCCAGGAGGCAAAGCGCUGCUCCGCAAGGGCCUCCUCCAUCAGGACCAGCGCCCCCGCCUGCGGGAGCUGCGUCGAGACCGCCGAGGAAAUCGCUGGGACCAGGUGUGAUAGCGUCCAUGAUGGAAGGCAGGAAGCUCAGCCAACCUCUAACAACGUCGACUACCGACCCCAAUCUGAGAUCGAAUCUGACCAGAACAAGCAGUCUCAGCAAAAAUGCACGGAGGACAACAAUGCAACCUCCAGCAUCGAGCGGCGCCGAGCUACCUCGCGCUCUCACUGCUACCACACAAUCGCGAGCGAACAAGGUCAAAAGUCUCCAGCCGCCGCCUCGGCAGUAUCGAGAGCAGGACCCAUAUCCAGACACAUCCCCUAUGCGUCCAGUAUCUAAAGGUAACCCCAAUCGGUCUCACACGCCAUCCUCAUCUGGCAAACGCCAGUCCACAGCAUCAGGCAGGGCUUCCGGGCUCGGUGCACGCACAAUCAGCCCAACAGACGCAAGGCGCCUCAAGCGACUCUCGAUGAUGCAAGCGCCGCCUCUUCCCAAUCAAUCCUCGUCCAAGGAGCUUCCGCUACCCCCUCCACCCGCCGAAGAGUUUCGAAUGUCGAAGCCUGAGCUGCCGCGUCUUGCACAGCAAAGUCCUAGUCUGAUUCCACGCAAAACGAGCGUUGCUACCCCCACUUCAGCACGAGCGUCACCUGAAAGCAAAUAUGGUCAGCAUGGUGGCGUCAGUCUCAGCACCAAAUCGAGCUAUGCAUCGUUAUCCAACUCGUCCGCCAACUCUAUUUCUCGCCUUCCAACUUCCAAAGGCCCGGGGGCUCACACGAGCACUGCGCAAUAUGGGGAAGAUGAAGACAUGGUGCCUCCGGUGCCAGCGAUACCAAAGGCCUACGAAAGCCCGAAGGAGACGGCCCACCAGGAGUACUUUAUGAAUCCGUCGAGGUCUUCGCAAUCCGGCUUACUCGGUAAGGGCGAAUUGAUGACUUCGGAGUCUGACAACAACCAGGCUACGAAAUCGCAGAGACAGGACAUCGAGGCUCGAAGGAAGCAAUCAGGAGAGAGUGCCCGAGCGCAUCAACGUAUGAACACUAUGGACGACAUUGAGAGAAGUGCCAUUGCCACUGCUCAACGAAUGUCCAGGCAGCAGCAAGACCACAACGGACGCAAGAAUGCCAACUUGCAGCCACUACGCCUGCCACCACUCAAUCUCAUGCCCAUGAAUGCAUCCACCAGGGACCGGAAUGCGAGCUAUGCCAGUCAAAGUCAAGACCUGACAUUCGAGGACAGCUUCAAUUUAUCUCAAACACCAGAGCCCAAACGCAUUGCUAAGACCCCCUCGACGCCCAUGACUGCGAGUAAGGCAACGUUUUUCCGACGACAGGAAGAUGAAGCCGCCAAACAAAAGGCGGUUCGAAGCUCAACGUCUCACUUCGCUCUUCGUGACCUCAUGCAGCUUGAUGAUCAUACGACAAAAUUCUUCGAAGAUAGCGACGCCGAAUUCACUGGUAGCGGUGUGCCCAUCCCUGCGUCUGCCCAGCGCAAUGCCAUCACCCCGUUCUCCUCUGGUUCGCUUCCCAAAAGGUCGACCGAAUUCGCAAGAGCCCACCGACCAAGACCUAGUGGUGACUUUACAAGUGGCGACUUUACCUUGGGCAAAUUCCAAAACUAUCAGGUGCAAGAUCCGGCACAGCACAAGCCUUCAGGUCCUCGGCCGAGCCGGAGUGGGACUGAUACCUCUUACAAAACCGUGGAGACGCCCUCGUCUUUUGACAGUCCAACAGCAGAAACUGGAUCGGCGGACUCGAAGAAGGACAGCUCUAGCGGCGGCUUGCGACGAAAGCUAUCCCUCGGCUGGCACAGGAGUAGCAGCAAGGGCAAUAAUCAGCUGGACGCCAAGCCAAGUUCGCAAGACGGGCCUGUAUCGGAGAAGGAGAAAAGCAAGCUGCAGAAGCGCCAAAGCGAGAUGCCGCCACCGAGACUGCCAGCCAGUGCCACAUGGACAGGUGAGAUUCCUUCCAUUCCUGCGAGCACAUCGCGGCCCAGCACGGACUCCAUACGCCGGAAGUCAGGAGCGGUAUCGACCCAAGCCAUCGCAAACGCGAAUUCUGCCAACCUCCACGACAUUCCUGCGAUGCCCAAGACGAAGAGCCAGCAUAGCGAACAGCCACAACCAGUGGCCCCUACUCAUAGGUCUACAAGUUGGAGUAUCACCAAUUCCUCUACCAGAGCGGCUGCUUCCAAAACAGUGCCUACUGCCACAACUCGAAAGACGUCUUCAGUGGUGCCGACUCUGUCUGCGAUUGUCAAGGACAAAGAUGAUCUUGCAGCUGAUGAGGAAAUGCGCCGACUUUCACAGAAGCGACGCGAUGUGGACACAGCUGCUCGCGAGAGCGAAGAACUCAAGAAGCGAGCUCUUGCACGCUCGCCAAUGUCGCCAGAGCGCGUGCUGCACGAUCGGAACUGUACACUGAACAUCUUCGAGCGUGGCGAGAUUGUAGACUUCGAGAAAGAGGGCAUUUACUUCACGGGCAGCAAGUCUGCACGCAAAAUCGUUGGCAGCCUGUCGCCAGCUUCAGGGGAUAAAGAUAAGUCUGGUAAUUAUGGCUAUGACGACGAGCGCGGCGAUUACAACAUUGUGACUGGGGAUCACCUCGCCUACCGAUACGAAGUCGUCGACGUACUUGGUAAGGGUAGCUUCGGACAAGUCGUCCGCUGCGUUGAUCACAAGGAAGGCGGUAUUGUCGCCAUUAAGAUCAUUAGGAAUAAGAAGAGAUUCCAUCAGCAAGCUCUGGUGGAGGUCAGCAUUCUUAGCCGUCUGAGGGAAUGGGAUCCUGAUGGCGCACACGCCACGCUUUCGAUAACAUCGUCCUUCUAUUUCAGAUCGCAUCUCUGCAUCGUCACGCCAUGCCUCAGCAUCAACCUAUACGAGCUCAUCCGGGCUCACAACUUUACUGGCUUCUCGCUGCCUCUGAUCCGAAGAUUUUCACGGCAGCUGCUCGCAUGCCUGGUUCUGCUCCAGAACAAGCGGAUCAUCCACUGUGAUCUCAAGCCCGAGAAUAUCCUCCUGUGUGAAGCGCGGAAAGCCGACUGCCGCGUCAUCGAUUUUGGCAGCAGUUGCAAAGAAGAAGAAAAAGUGUAUACGUAUAUUCAAUCGCGAUUCUAUCGCAGUCCGGAGGUCAUCCUGGGCAGCAGCUAUGGUUUGGGAAUUGAUAUGUGGUCACUCGGAUGCAUUCUGGCUGAACUCUGGACCGGGUAUCCGCUCUUCCCCGGAGAGAAUGAGCAGGAACAACUUGCAUGCAUUAUGGAAAUUUUCGGACCUCCAGAUCGACAUCUCGUGGAGCGGUGUACAAGGAAGAAGUUGUUUUUCGAUUCCGUUGGGAAGCCUCGCGUGACCGUCAGCAGCAAGGGCCGACGAAGGCGGCCUAGUUCUAAAACGUUAUCACAGGCACUCAAGUCGGAGGACGAAGCCUUCCUGGACUUCAUCACCAGGUGCUUGCGUUGGGACCCUGACCGACGACUCAAACCUCAGGACGCGAUCAAUCAUCCAUUUAUCACGAACCAGCCCAUGAACCAGCGUCCAGGGAUCCCGGAAGAGGCGAGGAGAGCGGCACGAGUGCGAUCCACAGCUGCUGUCCCUGCUGGCAGUGGCACCAACGGGGUACCGAGCCCCAUCAAACGAGUUCACACCACUGCGGCCACCCCCUCCGGCACAGGCAAUGCUUUUGCUCAACAGCAAGUUUCCGCAACCCCGGCGCCCAAGGAGCGAACUCGACCUUUGCCAGAGACACCUCAGACCGCAGUCCGCAGUGGUGUCUCUGUAGCACAGCCUACACUCGGUUCUCCUUCGAAACGUGUCCAGACUUCUGAUCACAUACGAAAGACUAGCACUGCUCAUGGACCUACUGCUACAAAGAGAGCCAGUCAAGGGGUGCCUGUCAACAGUGCUGCUUCAGCUGCUGUAGGUACGACACAGCAACAACGAGUGGCAAGCGGAACUGCUGCUGCUGCGAAUUUGGCAGCCAUGGCGGCUCGCGAGGCAAAUGCCAACGCCAAUGCCAAUGCCAAUGCCAAUGCCACUGCCUCCACUCGGUGGAGGUCUUGAGAUGCUUCUUCUCGUUACUCUUGAACCCACUGAGGCACGUUGCAUGGUUCGUAAUGAGCUCGCAGAGGAAGGAACAAGUGUUGAUGUAAUACUGUACAAAAUAUCAUUGCAACGGAAUGAGCAUGGCGCUGGCUUCGCUGCUGUCUACUACUCAUGGCAUGAUGCUCUAGGGGCAACUGGGGGACGAAAAGACUCGGUGCGUGCUACGAUACACUGGUUCCGAGUGGGACGGAGAGGUCAUGGGAGCCUACCAACGAUUGAGAAGAGCGUCUAUUUGAUCCUGCGCUCUGCUAUAGAGAUGUUAUGAUGGCUGGUUUUAUGUUAGAGGUGGGAUAGUAUGAAACAAGGAAAUUCACCAAUUCCCC